This is a messenger RNA of Laccaria bicolor S238N-H82, 1372 nucleotides long. RefSeq lists its product as uncharacterized. The coding region runs from base 1 to 1281 and encodes 426 amino acids. The record is from RefSeq and is a predicted model, not a curated record. The transcript is spliced from 5 exons. Gene Ontology annotation, cellular component: mitochondrion. Gene Ontology annotation, molecular function: metal ion binding. NCBI's taxonomy places the organism in Eukaryota, Fungi, Basidiomycota, Agaricomycetes, Agaricales, Hydnangiaceae.
AUGCUGGCAGCUAGAGCGUCAACGGCGCGCAACAUCCAGCGCAUAGCGCGUUCAUUCGCUACCGCGGUUGACACGGCUGGUGUAAAGGUCGCCUCAGUGAACUACAACCAGCCCACGUCGUCCGUGACGGUCCUCGUCAAGGCUGGCAGCCGGUUCGAAACCAAGGACGGCGUCGCCAAUGCACUCAAAAACUUUGCCUUCAAGAGCACGGCAAAACGUUCUGCGAUCGGGACAGUUCGUGAGAGCGAGCUUUACGGGGGCGUCUUGUCAGCUAGCCUCGGAAGGGAGUACCUCGCUCUGUCUGCCGAGUUUUUGCGUGGUGAUGAGCCAUUUUUCGUUGACCUCCUCACCUCCUUUAUCACUUCAGCCAAGUUCACUCGCCACGAGUUCGAAGAAUACGUCCUCCGUCUUAUAGAAGCUGAUACAGAAGCAGCUGUAGAAAAUCCCACCUCUCGUGCCAUUGACGUUGCGCACUCCCUUGCCUUCCGUUCCGGCCUUGGCAAGUCCCUCUUCGCUCCAGCACACAACUCCCUCACGGUAGCCGACGUCAAGGCUUUCGCCUCCUCCUCCUUCACGAAGGGAAACGUUGCUGUCUUGGGCACAGGCAUCGACCAGAGUACCCUGUCUAGCCUCGUCGAGAAAGCCUUUGCUUCCGCUCCCAGUGCUUCCACCACCUCCUCCACAUCCCCGACCUCUUACUUCGGUGGAGAAACGCGUCUCCAGUCUCACCACGGACCCCAGACCGUGUUCAUCGGCUUUGGGACCACUGGUUCUCCUUCUGCAUCCCUUGCCGCGCUUUCAGCUCAUCUCUCACCUGCUCCCUCGGUGAAGUGGUCGAAAGGAAUCUCGUCAAUCGCAACAGGCAUUCCGGAGGGCACUUCCGUUCAGACCGUCUAUCUGCCCUACUCUGAUGCGAGCCUGUUUGGGUUGCUUGUCCAAGGUUCGACCGCGGCGGGUGUCAAGGAGGCGGGUAAGGUUGCUGUUCAGGCGCUGAAGGCGUCGGCUAGCGGGCUUAAGGAGGAAGACUUGAAGAGGGCCAUCGCCAAGGCUAAAUUCAACGCUGCCAGCGCAUCUGACAACCGAGAAGGGUUAGUUGCUGCUCUGGGAUCCAAGAUUUUGGGUGGCUCUGAUGUCACCUUGGAGAGCUCUUUCUCGUCGUUGGAUGCCCUCAACACCUCGACGUUCUCUAAGGCUACAUCCUCUCUGCUCGCCUCUAAACCUACAUAUGUUGUUGUUGGAGACGCGCAUGCCCUUCCUUUCGCUGACGAGCUGGGGUUGUAAGUAGAUUCGAAAUACGGAUGGGCUAAUAGACGGCUACGUAUCAAAGACUUUUACUCCCUCAGGGUCUUGAGUUCACCAACUUUAAUGUCGU